Messenger RNA from Diprion similis, 1759 nucleotides. RefSeq names its product phosphorylated adapter RNA export protein (gene Phax). NCBI's taxonomy places the organism in Eukaryota, Metazoa, Arthropoda, Insecta, Hymenoptera, Diprionidae. The transcript is spliced from 4 exons. The record is from RefSeq and is a predicted model, not a curated record. Gene Ontology annotation, biological process: snRNA export from nucleus. The coding region runs from base 164 to 1375 and encodes 403 amino acids. Gene Ontology annotation, cellular component: nucleus.
AAUAGCAUCAUACUAUCGCAGCGCAGUAAAUGCAUGACAUGCCUCAGAUGCUUGGUGAAAUCAGAUGAGUUGAAAAUUAAUUUACUUCCGAAGAAGAGAAAACAGAAACAUAAUCACUUAUAUCUCCACCGUGGGCAUUGCGUUGAUCAAGUUUCUAACGAGUAUGGAAACCGAACCGGUGGAGCUUGAAGAUGGAGAAGUCGUGGAUGACGAGGUUGUCGAUGCCUUCGAGUAUAAUGUUUUGGAACGGCCUCACGUUGCCCCUAGACCUGAGGAUACAUCGUCCAAGUUACAGUACAGUGAUGAAUCAGAUGAGCCUACGGAAUCUGAAAGUGAUUCGGACUCAGAUUCGGCACAUACUUGUUCCAAGAAGCCAAAGAUGAAGAUAAAACGGUGGAAGAACAGAGAGGGAGAGAAAAAAGAAGCUCAAGACAAGUACAAGGUGUGGUGUAUGCAGGUUCAGGAAGAAGCACUCACGGAGGAACUUGUAUCUUGUGGGGUCACCAAGCGAGAUUAUCAGGGUAGAAACGUCGAAUUCUAUGACUUCACUGUUCGAUAUUCCCCCAAUGAACAACAAACACCAGCUGACCUUAGUUCGGACACUGAGAAGGAUGCUCCACCUAGGAUUACCAACAAAAGGACAAACGAGGAUAGGACAAACCUUAAGCUAAGGCUUGGUAAACGCAGAAAUUCUAUGGAAAUUGAUGGGCAACGAGGAGUUGCGAGAACCAUACUUGAACUUUGCACUACUGCCGAUUCUGAUGACGGAGACGUAGCUGCAGACAUAGCGGAAAAGCUGUGUGAAAAAAAAGAUGAUCUCAUAAAGAGAGCAGUGAGUAUAAUAGGGAAAGAAAAGGCCAUAGAUUUCUUUGAACAAACUAAAAAAAUUGAGGAAGAUGGAGGGAUGAUGAUAGUGAAUGGAUCACGUAGGAGGACUCCGGGGGGAGUUUUUUUGUUACUCUUGAAACAAGAUGAUCACAUUCCUCAGGAAAAAAUACGAGCAAUUUUUCAAGAGGACCGUAAGCAGACUGUGGAACAGAGGAAGCAGGCGCAAGCUUCCAGCAGGAGACGGAAAACCCAGGAACUAAUGCGGAGUCUUGAAAAUGGCUCUGAAAAGGAUCUUCCAGCCCUUUUAACACGUGCCGAGCUCUCAACGAGGCAGAUUGCGGAGGAAGCGCGAUUGAGAAGAGGGGAGGGUCGUGAUAGAGAAAGAACCCCACCGGACUCUGACCGCACAGUGACAAAUCCACCACCCAGUCCCGUAACAGAUGAUCCCGACCACACACCGCCAUCUUCACGUAGACAGGUUCAGGAUUACACUGCCGAUGAUUUCCUCGACAUUGGGGUAGAUGUUGACAGCAUGGAAUUGUUUUAAACUCUACGAACAAGUUUAUAUUACCCGAGCGUUUCGAUAUUAUCAAUUAUUGGCUCGAUUUUAGAGCUGGAAAAUUGUCUCAAACUUUACAGAGGCUGCUGACGUGUUUUUUUACACGACAAUACUGCACAUUAGUACAGUAUAGGUAUGAACACAAAUUGGUCAGUGAAACAAAUUAGUUGGCUAUUGCCUGAAGCUAAUUACGAUCGGUCAAGAGAGAACAGUACAAGUACCAAAUAUAUAAUAUCGUUCUUUUUUGUUAUUUACGGUUUUUUACAUUGACAUGACUAUAAUUAUCUGUACAUGAAUCAAAAAUAGCUUAAAUAAUCUCAGAAAGCCGCAUUCACUUUUCCUAUCCGUUGGCUAAAAUUCGUCUUUAAAGAU